AUGCUGCAGCAGGCAGCCAAGCAGCUGGCCCCGCUGCUGGCGGAGGCUGCCGGCAGCUUCGCCAGCGGGCAGGCGCUCGCGCACUAUGCCGUGCCGGCCGUUGCGACCAAGGGCGUGUUUGGCAGCAAGCGCGUGACUGUGCCGCUUUCGGAGCCGCUGCCGGGCAUAGACAUCCCCAAGUAUGCGCCCCCAGCAGAGGUCAAGUUGGAGACCGGCGAAAUCGGGGGCGUCAAGGCCGCCGCGGUGGACACGGGCGGCCCCAACAUUGCGGUCGCCGUGUUCGUAGGGGCGGGCAGCGUGAACGAGACGCCCGCCAACGCCGGGGCCAGCAAGCUUCUGGAGUACCUGGCCUUCAGCGCCACCAGCAACAGGUCCACCUUCCGCCUCACGCGUGAGCUGGAGAAGUACGGCGCCGCCUCCGCCGCGCUGGCCGGGCGCGAGUCGAUCGCGUACGGCGUGGAGGGCACCAAGCUGCAGGCCGCGGAGAUCACCGAGAUCUUGCUGGACGCGGUGCUUAACAUAAGGCAUGUCUCUGCGAUCUAG
Monoraphidium neglectum is the source of this 543-nucleotide messenger RNA. RefSeq lists its product as hypothetical. The record is from RefSeq and is a predicted model, not a curated record. Gene Ontology annotation, molecular function: metal ion binding. Bases 1 to 543 code for a protein of 180 amino acids. The transcript has 3 exons. NCBI's taxonomy places the organism in Eukaryota, Viridiplantae, Chlorophyta, Chlorophyceae, Sphaeropleales, Selenastraceae. Gene Ontology annotation, cellular component: mitochondrion.